AAAUGAAUCUAUAAAUCUUCACGACUUUGUAAUACCAAUUAUUCAGUACAGCGUGAACCCAAAUAAUGAAGACCACAUUUACAUUUUAGAAGAUGCACUUGAUCUCUGGCUCGCUGUCAUUGAAAACUCGAUCGAAUGCACCGCCGGUUUGUUUGCCCUUGUUCCCUCAGCUAUCAGUUUUCUGGAGUUUGGGACAGAAAAUCUCAAGAAGGUUUUGAAGAUCCUCGAAAGUUAUGUCAUUUUGGUUCCAGACAUGGUUGUUCAGUCGUACUGUCAUCCAAUCAUGAAUAAUCUCACACAAUUGUUAGGAGAUUUAAAACCUGAAGCAUGUCGCGCAAUUGUUCACCUUCUCGAUGUUAUAUUUCAAGCGUGUCAUUUUUCAUCAUUAGGUGAAUCGAUGGUUAGUAGCGGGUUAUUGGGAAAGUUAAUAGAUUCCAUGGUCAACAAAAAUGAGGAUUACUCGUACGUUCUCGUGAACUACAUGUCCUUACUAGCGAGAUUGGUUCUUAUCGAUCCCGAAUUUAUCGUAAAUUUUGUAACUAUUGCUGGUCAGCAACAAGGUCCGAUAUAUAAUGGCAAACACCUGCUAAAUGUAAUACUUGAGAUAUGGUUGGACAAGUUUGACAAUAUUGGCCAUCCAAAGCAGAGGAAGUUGAACGCGAUGGCUUUCGCUACGUUGAUUUCCACGACAAAUCCAAUAAUUUUGGGAUACUUGGCAAUGUUUGUUGCAAUUUGGGGAGAUGUGUUGAGUGAAGUCAAGGAAUCGGGCGGUGGAGACGCAUUGGUCUAUUGGCAAGAAGACAUUUCCACUGAGGUGGGGACGGAUGGCAUUGACGAUACACCAGAGACUAAGAGGAAAAGAGCGCUAUUACAGAGAGAUCCCAUACACACCACGAACCUGACUCAAUUCAUUCGACUGAAGCUUGGAGAGUGCGAAACCCUCAACGGUGGAACACACAUAUUUAACCAGGUAGACAGGUCCUUGUUGGAUCAAUUGAAUGAACUGAUGAAAUGUUAA
Acaulospora morrowiae is the source of this 1018-nucleotide messenger RNA. NCBI's taxonomy places the organism in Eukaryota, Fungi, Glomeromycota, Glomeromycetes, Diversisporales, Acaulosporaceae. The record is from the annotation of a GenBank genome assembly.